AAUUAAAGCAUUUUCUUGAUUAUCUUCACAGGUAAAAAUUUUUAGAAUGAUUCUAAGCAGCAAAUUUCGGAGGACUUUCUUAGUUUUCCUGUGCUUCACGGGUGCCGUGCUGUUAGUGUUUUUUAUGAUCAGUACACAAUAUUUAACCAUAACCAGCAUGAAUCUUUAUAGAGAAGUGCGUAGUCAUUUACCUUUAGUAUCUCCUGUCACGAUAAUUAGUCAAAACGUCACGAACUAUCAAACGACUGAAGUACCUUCUCCAAAGACUGAAAAAUCUGUGGUCAAUAUUAGCGAAAAUUUAGUAUCGGAGGAAUCACUUAAACAGAUUAUAACUGGAAUUUAUGAGCCAUGCUUCGAUUUUCAUAUUAACAAACCUACCGCGUGUAAUGGAAUGAAAGCACCUGUUGCUCUAAUUGUUAUAUCUGCUGUCACGAAAAGAUCUGCAAGAAAUGCUAUUAGGGCAACGUGGGGUGGAUACGCUACUAAACUUGGAUUUCCUGUAUUGUUUUUAUUAGGAGGUACGCCAUACCCUCAUCAGCAGCUCACUAUUGACAAGGAGGAUGCAUUCUUCCAAGAUAUAAUCCAAGAAAAGUGCUUGGAUACAUAUCGCAAUAUGACACUUAAAACUGUCACUUUAAUGAAGUGGGUGGCAGAACACUGCUUUANAUAUACAUAUUUUGAUCAGGCAACAUUUAGAAGAAAAGCCUUAGCAUUCUAUGGACGAAUUCUGCAAAAUUUAGUUCAGUAG
This is a messenger RNA of Centruroides sculpturatus (bark scorpion), 748 nucleotides long. RefSeq names its product beta-1,3-galactosyltransferase 2-like. Gene Ontology annotation, molecular function: hexosyltransferase activity. Lineage: Eukaryota; Metazoa; Arthropoda; Arachnida; Scorpiones; Buthidae. The coding region runs from base 47 to 748 and encodes 233 amino acids. The record is from RefSeq and is a predicted model, not a curated record. Gene Ontology annotation, cellular component: membrane. The transcript is spliced from 3 exons.